GUGGCACAAGCUACAGUCUUGAGAAGAAUCUAUGGAGUUUGAUUGACUGUACAUUUGUUGACAUUUUUUCAUAUACUUCUAUAAUUAUAAAUAUCACGAAACGCGUUUUGAAGCGAGUAAAAGUAGAACGGUGUUAGCAGUAGCAUUAGCUAGCUGUUAGAGAGCACACAGCUGCGGAAAAGUACCCACAAAAGGCCAAAAGUUUGUUUUACCUUGGCUUGUUUGCUCUCUUGUCAGUCUCACUGACUUUCACCGGUCAAAGCAGAGACACAAGACGCAGCUGCUCACCAAACAACACGACAAACAAUACAGUGGAUUUCAUUUUUCCGUGUUUCAAAGCAGCUUUGUCCUGUCUCGCAAAGGAAAGAAGAUGAGUGGUUAUAAACUGCUGUUCUCCAAGGUGAAAUUAUGUACGUGGACAUGUCCACUCAAUGCUGGUGUAGUCAGGCGUGGAGUGGCUACUACUCCUUCCUCCUACAGCCCGAGGGUGUGUGUAGUCGGAAGUGGACCAGGAGGUUUUUACACUGCACAGCAUUUAGUCAAGGCUCGUCAAGAUAUUGAGGUGGACAUUUACGAGCGCCUGCCCGUGCCCUUUGGCCUGGUCAGGUUCGGAGUAGCUCCUGAUCAUCCUGAAGUCAAGAAUGUCAUCAACACAUUCACACAGACGGCCAAUCAUGCACGCUGUCGUUUCUAUGGUAACGUGAACGUGGGGAAGGACGUGAGUAUUGAAGAGCUGCGGCGAGCCUACCACGCAGUCAUACUGAGUUAUGGUGCAGAAGGAAACAGAAGUAUGGGAGUGCCAGGAGAGGAUUUGCCGGGUGUGUACUCCGCCAAAGAUUUCGUCGGAUGGUACAACGGAUUGCCACGCUGUCGAGAGCUGAGUCCGGAUCUCAGCUGUGAAACUGCAGUUAUUCUGGGACAAGGUAACGUGGCCCUUGACGUAGCACGUGUCCUGUUAUCGCCCCUUGACAUUUUAAAGAAGACUGACAUCACUCAGCCAACUUUGGAGGCUCUGGCGGAGAGCCAGGUCCGCAGGGUAUUGAUAAUUGGCAGAAGAGGUCCAACACAGAUCGCUUGCACGAUCAAGGAGCUCAGAGAGAUGGUGAACCUGCCGGGCACCAAACCUGAGAUGGUGGCGGCAGACUUUGAGGGUCUGUCAGAGGCUAUUAAAGAUGUGCCAAGGCCCAGGAAGCGUCUGACAGAGCUGUUGUUGAAGACGGCUGUGGACGUCCCCGGUGAGAAAGAGCAGGAGAGAAGACGCAAGGCGUCCCGCACCUGGGGCUUCCGAUUUUUCCGGAGUCCCGUCGAAGUCCUCGCGGACACAGAGGGCGGGAGAACUGCAGGGAUCCGACUGGCGGUCAAUAGGUUGGAGGGUUCGGGCGACGGAGCCCGCGCCGUGCUCACUGGAGAGGUGGAGGAUGUGAGCUGCGGCCUGGUCAUCAGCAGCAUCGGCUACAAGAGCAUUCCCAUCGACUCAUCGGUGCCAUUUGACUCCCACAAAGCCAUCGUUCCCAACACCAUGGGCCGCGUUCAACAAACUACAGGUCUAUAUUGCAGUGGCUGGCUGAAAACUGGCCCGACUGGAGUGAUCGCCACCACAAUGAACAACAGUUUUGACACCGCACGGUCCCUGGUGGAGGACAUGGACUCAGGGACGCUGGAUGUGUCUGCUACGAGGCCCGGGUCCCAAAGCAUCUGUGCUCUGCUGGAAGAGAGAGGAGUGAAACCGGUGACUUUCUCCGACUGGGAGAAGAUCAACAGCGUGGAAACGAGGAGAGGUGAAGCUGUGGGAAAACCCAGAGAAAAACUCCUGAGUGUGGAGGAAAUGCUCCAGGUGGCUCGAGCAUAAAGGGCAUCGUAAAAUAGUCAACAUGGACUUUGAACAUAUGGUGCACAUCGAAUGUGUCUUUGUGUUGUCACGCCUUGGCCACACUGGAUGCACGAGCAGCAAAUUCUGCUUUUCACAACUUCCUAUACUCGUCCCAUACCCAGAGCUGUUGCCUGUUCUGGCUGCGAGCUACAUGCACCACACUUAACGGUGCCAGUUUUAAAAUAAAAGGCACUCUCGUGUUGUGUUCGUCUUCAACGAGUCAAAUCAUGUUGUUCAACUAGGCUUUUGUUGUAAGAUAUUUGCAGCACUUCACACUGAGGAGUCCUGGCAUUUAGUCAAGAACACAGGUGCAUUUGAAAUGUUUAUUAUAUUUAAAUUUCAAAAGGCAAACUGUAACAUAGCAGCAGCAGCAGCAACACAUACACUCCACUCAUGUGUCCAGUGUGACCCUGGCCAAAGUUAAGUCUGAAUGUUUCCUGUUCCUCUAAAAUCAAAGAGGAAUCCUGAAUGGAUGCCAAUAAUGAACCUAUGUACUUGAUUUUAUUGUAUGUUUAAGUGUAAAUCAUGUCUAUAUAUAUAUAUCAUUUUGCACAAUACAAUCAUAUAUAUAAUAUGUAUCAUUGUAUUCCUAUUUUGGACAACUACCUACUGCUGUAAUCUAAAUAUUUACCGUUUGUUUUCUAAGAAAAUAAGUGUGAAGUUUAAGUUGCACAGAUGUUUAGAAUUUUUGAGGACCCAACCAUGACAAGUGCAUGUUAUUGCAAAACACUGGCAAAAAUAGAUUAAUUCUUGUCCAACCACAUCUGAACUGUUCCCGAGAACUCAUUUUAAGAGGUAUGCAGCUCAGGCAAGGCAAGACGGGAAAACUACUUCCUAUGCCUGUAUUUGGCAUAGGAAGAGGAUUUUUUUUUUUUUUUUUUUUUUUUCUCUCUCCCCGGAAAUGUAGCAUAGGUGAAGAACAGAUUAAAGUAUGUAAAACUCAUUCUUUAAGGGUCCCAGGGUUUUGGAAUCUCUUCCUGCUGAAAUGCAAAUAACCAGACAGGUUGACAGCCCAUCACAAGGCUAAACACAGAAAACAUAUCAAACCUAAUGUUCCCAGUAAUCCUAACCCAAAUUUGAUUUUUGUACACACACAUUGCCUUAAAACUGUUUUUUCCCCUGAACAUUUUAUUUCAAAACUACAUGUUCUAUUUUUCUGGGUUCAAAUAAAGUGACAGAAAUA
Solea solea (common sole) is the source of this 3053-nucleotide messenger RNA. It is a transcript of the gene fdxr, whose product is annotated as ferredoxin reductase. The record is from RefSeq and is a predicted model, not a curated record. Lineage: Eukaryota; Metazoa; Chordata; Actinopteri; Pleuronectiformes; Soleidae. Gene Ontology annotation, cellular component: mitochondrion. The transcript is spliced from 12 exons. Gene Ontology annotation, biological process: ubiquinone biosynthetic process. The coding region runs from base 371 to 1849 and encodes 492 amino acids.